This is a messenger RNA of Mesocricetus auratus (golden hamster), 567 nucleotides long. RefSeq names its product vomeronasal secretory protein 2-like. The record is from RefSeq and is a predicted model, not a curated record. Bases 1 to 567 code for a protein of 188 amino acids. The transcript has 5 exons. Gene Ontology annotation, molecular function: small molecule binding. NCBI's taxonomy places the organism in Eukaryota, Metazoa, Chordata, Mammalia, Rodentia, Cricetidae.
AUGAAGAGCCUGCUUCUGACUGUCACACUGUUUGUCCUGGUGGCUGUCCUACAGGCCCAGGAUGACCUGCCCUUCCUCUCAGAAGAGAACGAACUUUCAGGUGUCUUGUUCAUAAAGGCCACAGUGGAUCAGAGGAACCUGGCAAAGAAGAGGAGACCUGUGGUAAUGUUCCCUCAUAGAGUGACAUGUCCAGAACAAGGAACUUUGGAGAUCAGGACCACUGUCAUGUCUGAGGGCCAGUGCAUUAAGGCAGUAUUUCGCAUUCAGAGAACAGAGGAGCCUGGUCAAUACACCACCUUUUCGGGUCAGAUGUUCUACUACAUCUACAAGCUUCCAGUGAAGGACCACUACAUCGUAUACAUUGAAAACAUUUCACUUGAGAAAAAUUUCCAAAGGGGACUCCUCAUAGGAAGGUGUCCAGAAGAAAACCUGGAGGCCCUGGAAGAAUUUAAGAAUUUCACACAGCGCAAAGGAUUUCUCCAAGAAAACAUCAUUGUUCCUGAGCAGAGGGGUGAGAAAAUGCUCUGCUCUGCUCCUCCCUUCAUGUCCCCUCUGUGUCACCCAUGA